Brienomyrus brachyistius is the source of this 1782-nucleotide messenger RNA. RefSeq names its product splicing factor U2AF 65 kDa subunit-like. Bases 74 to 1198 code for a protein of 374 amino acids. Gene Ontology annotation, cellular component: nucleus; nuclear speck; U2-type prespliceosome. The record is from RefSeq and is a predicted model, not a curated record. NCBI's taxonomy places the organism in Eukaryota, Metazoa, Chordata, Actinopteri, Osteoglossiformes, Mormyridae. Gene Ontology annotation, biological process: mRNA processing. Gene Ontology annotation, molecular function: pre-mRNA 3'-splice site binding; poly-pyrimidine tract binding. The transcript is spliced from 8 exons.
CCUGUAGCCCAUUCAAAGGCCUACUGUUGGACCUCUGCUUAUUUUGCAAUACGUCUUUAGUACGGACUGAAAAAUGUCCGAUUUCGAUGAGUUUGAGAAGCAGUUAAGCGAAAAUCGGCAAGCUGCAGGGCAGAUCCCCACGAUAGCUUUACUGGCAACAUCCACCACCAGCGGCGUGGCAGUGACGCCCACCCAGGUGCCGAUGGUCGGCAGCCAGAUGACCCGGCAGGCCAGGCGGCUUUAUGUCGGCAACAUCCCCUUUGGCCUGACGGAGGAGGCCAUGGCGGAUUUCUUCAAUACCCAGAUGCGAUUGGCUGGCUUAUGUCAAGGUCCCACCAAUCCCGUCCUCGCUGUUCAGAUAAACCAGGACAAGAACUUUGCCUUCCUUGAAUUUCGGUCCGUGGAUGAGACCACGCAGGCAAUGGCCUUCGACGGCAUCAUUUUCCAGGGUCAGUCGUUAAAAAUCAGGCGGCCCCACGACUAUCGCCCCCUGCCUGGCAUCUCAGAGCAGCCCGCCUUCCACGUACCAGGGGUCGUCUCCACCGUGGUUCCAGACUCGCCACACAAGCUCUUUGUCGGAGGCCUGCCCAACUAUCUCAGUGACGAUCAGGUGAAGGAACUCUUGACGUCGUUCGGACCUCUUAAGGCCUUCAACCUUGUGAAGGACAGUGCCACGUCACUGUCUAAGGGUUACGCUUUCUGUGAAUACGUGGACAUCAGUGCCACUGACCAGGCCGUGGCUGGACUCAAUGGCAUGCAGCUCGGAGACAAGAAGCUCAUCGUCCAGCGGGCAAGCGUGGGGGCUAAGAAUGCCAACGCUACGGCCAUCAUCGAGACGCCGGUGACGCUGCAGGUUCCAGGGCUGCAGCGGCUGCAGAGCUCCGGCAUGCCCACGGAGGUGCUGUGCCUCCUCAACAUGGUCAUGCCCGAGGAGCUGGUGGACGACGAGGACUACGAGGAGAUCCUGGAGGACAUCCGGGAGGAGUGUUGCAAGUACGGCAACGUGCGCUCCAUCGAGAUUCCGCGGCCCGUCGAUGGCGUGGAGGUGCCUGGCUGUGGCAAGGUGGGACCCGUACUCUCCUGUACCAGUGGCAAAAAGAAGACCUCUGUAGGCACUAAACACAGGCUCAUGGGAGCAUUUCUUGCACAAAAGUGUUUUGAAAACGGAAUAAUUUUUUGUGUAAGAAAAACAAUCUGAUUGGUUCAGAUAGACAGACAAUCUGAUUGGUUCAGAUAGACAGACAAUCUGAUUGGUUCAGAUAGACAGACAAUCUGAUUGGUUCAGAUAGACAGACAAUCUGAUUGGUUCAGAUAGACAGACAAUCUGAUUGGUUCAGAUAGACAAUCAUUUUUCAUUCUGCCCUCAACAUUUUCUUUGUGUAAGAAAGAAAAUUUUGUACAAUCAUUGAUUACUCGCAAAUGUUAAUAGUCAUCCGCUGUUUAUCUUGAAUAUGUAAAAGCAGUGCGCGUAUAUUUCCUCGUUAGUAUAGUGGUGAGUAUCCCCGCCUGUCACGCGGGGGCCGGUCGCGUAUAGCCAUAACACAGUGGCAGCCAAUGAAAUUGAAGGAUUUUUUUUGCGAAGCGAAGAGACCCUCCCCGGCGCUGCAAAAUCUCCGUUAAUGAUUUUUUUUCUGAUACAUUUCAAGUUAGAUUGAAAUGCUAAUCAUUUUGAGGCAUGUUUUCAAAAAAGCAUGAACAAAUUUCUCCAUUUCUUGUAAUCACAUUCAUCCAUUAUUCUUCGUUUUCUUGAUAUUGAUGUAUUUAAUAAACAGCUUAAAACUA